This is a messenger RNA of Stylonychia lemnae, 2571 nucleotides long. NCBI's taxonomy places the organism in Eukaryota, Ciliophora, Spirotrichea, Sporadotrichida, Oxytrichidae. The record is from the annotation of a GenBank genome assembly.
AUGAUCAAAUAAGUGCAAAGACUUUAAGGUGCUAGAAUUUCAAGGUAAAUUCAAUCUCUUUGCAUCCUUCUUUAGUAUAGUGAACCUCCCAGAUCAUAUUUUGAGAAUACCUCAAAGGAAGAGCUUGUUUUAGAACAUGUUCUUGAAUAUAAAAGAUAAUUUAAAGUUAUCUAUGAUCCAAAUAGAAAACUCAUUCUAGCCCCUAAAAACGAAUCAGGAAUUCGUAAAUUCAUUUGCACCACUCUAAGACCUACUAAGCUUCCAUAUACUGAGUUGUAUGAAUGGGAUAAAUGCUCAAAAUUUGUAUCUGAUUUCAUUGAAUACGAGGAACUUCAAUUCCCAAAUAAAUUGCCAAAGAUUAUACCUUCACCUGCUAAUGUGCUAUAAUGGUAGGCUGGAGAUUCCUUCGAUAUGGCUAUAGUUCUCUGUUCAUUAUUAAUUGGUUGUGGGUAUGAUGCAUACUGUGUUUAUGGCACUGCUCCUAAGGAGAUUACAACAAAAGAUGAGGCUUUAAUGGAAUGUCCAUUCCCUAUUGAAAUGCCAGACAAUGAAGAUGGAGAAGAUCCAGAGGUAGAUAAAGAUGAGGAGCAAAUGAGCGAAAAGAAACCAUCUCUAAUAACUCCAAUUGAAGAUUUCUAAGUUACAAAGAAAGGACCUCAUAUGAGUGAAUUUGAUGAGGAAAUGAGAAAGAAUAGAGAAAAAGACGAGGAAGAAGCUCGCAUCAAAGCCGUUACCAUUGAUGAUGAUGCUCCAGAUUAUGAAAAAGAAGAUGAAUAUGGAAGGUCUAGACUUCAUUGUUGGGUUUUAAUGCAAAAAGGAAACAGAGAACUCUCAGAAACCUUUUUCAUUGAACCAACAACUGGAAGAAAAUACUCUGUUUAAGAUGCUCCAUACUAUUCAGUUGAAUCUAUCUUUAAUCACAAAAACUUUUGGAUUAACCUUGAUCCCUCAAGAGGCCUCGAUGAAAUAAACUUUGACUUCUAAGAUGAUUAAACUGGAGAAUGGGAAUAUGUAAUGAUUCAGUAAGGAGAUAAGAAAAAGGGAGAUCAUGAUGAUGAAGGUAAUGAAAACGGAGAUGACGAUGAAGAGGAGGAAGAAGAUGCUCUUGGAAAGGAUGAAGAUGUCUUAGAUAUGCCUCCUUCAUGGUCGCCAAAGUUAUUUGUGAACAGAGAUAAAUUCCUUGAUCUUUGCCCUAAUGGUGAGAAGACAGUAUUUUAUAAGAAGGUAAAGGUAGAUUUUUACGCAGAGUGCUCUUAAGUUGAUGGACUUGUCAAGAGAAUCACUAUCUAUGAGGAUUACAAGCGACUCAUCACCAAAGAAAUUCGUUCCUACUACAAAAAUAGAAGGGACAAGUUGACUUUACGAAGAAGAUUCCCAUAUUAUUUCAAACUAAUAGAGCAUUAUGAAAGCAGUGAGAGAUCUCAUUACUGGAAAAAGCUUAUUCAGAUCGAUGGCAGAGUUAGAAAGAUUUACUUCUACCAUCAUCGUAACAAGGAUGGUUUAAUUUACAGAGAGGAGUAAAUUGGAAGAAAGACUUUUGAGAGAUACAAGGGAAGAGAGGAUAGACUAAUCUAUAGAUCAGUAACAUUCAACCCAAAUAAGAUAAAGCAAAAGAAAGAUUUGACCAUUUAGGAUAAUCAUUGUAACAUACAAAGCACUACUGGGUAAAAUCCAGGGUCUAAUUCAACUUAAUCCAAGGGAGAGAGUGUCAUUCUUAAGAUGGCUUAGAAGUUUGCUAUGGAUCCAGAAUUAUCAGCUGAAUCACAAAUUAGAAGGACUGAAUUCAAUCUUGAAAAAGGCAAAGUAUUUCUCUUCUAUCAUUUCCGAGAUGGAAAGAUUACAUCUAACUCUGAGCAGUUUGAAAGAGACGCUCUGAUUGGUGAAGCCAAGUUAGGAGAUAUGAAUGAGAAAGAUACAGAAGAAAAUAAGCAACAACAAAUAAACAAGAAAAUAUUGGAGAUGGAGAGAAGAUGUCAUGAAUAAAUCAAGGAAUAUGAAAAGAAUGCAUAAUCUGAAUCAACAUGGAGAUCAGAAGGAGAAAAAACAAUUCAACAAUAAAGAUCUUAGCCCAACCAAGAUGACAUCUUUACAAAAGUACUUGAAAAGUCUAUCUAUGAUAAAGCUAGAGACAAGAUGAAGCAAGGUAAAAAGAAGGAUGAGGAAGAGAAUGAAAAGGAACAAGAGAAAGAUUAUCUUCUGCCUAUACUUAAGAAACUCAGCUUAGAGAACUCCGAAUUAGAUGAAGAGGCAGCUAUUAAUGUCAAGAAUGAAGCACUUAGAAACUUAAAAGAAAGACUUCUCACUAGAGCUGAGAUUAUAUAGAGAAGAUUAGAAGAAGAGCAGAAGAACUUAGAGACAGCAUAUGCUAACCUCAAGCGUAAAGGUGAUAAUAUAACUGCGGAGGAUGAGGCUAAGUACGAGAAAGAAGUAAGCAAGGCUAACUUUAGAAUUGAAAUCCUUACUGAGCGUGCCAGUCAGCAUUAUAGAAACUCUCUCAAGAAAUUCGAGGAGUUGGAUCAGAAACUUAUGGAGGAUCCAAGACUUAAAGUACUUAAAAAGAAGGGAAAUUGA